Dentiscutata erythropus is the source of this 340-nucleotide messenger RNA. The record is from the annotation of a GenBank genome assembly. Lineage: Eukaryota; Fungi; Glomeromycota; Glomeromycetes; Diversisporales; Gigasporaceae.
AUGAAUACUAUUACUUUAAAUUGUUUAGUUGAAGAUGAAGACCCUCUUGAAGACCUUUUUUUGAUUAGAAUUAAUAAAAAUUUGGUUGUAGAUGAUCUCCAAACUGCUAUUAAAGUGAAAAAACAAAAAAGGUUUGCAGAUGUUAACACAACAGAUCUAAAUUUGUGGAAAGUAGAUAUCUUGCUCGAUAAACCCAGUGGAGAGUUGAAAGUACUUGAAAACAAAGAACAUGCUGUAAUUAAAGAAUGCUUAAAUGGAACAAUGCUUUAUCCAAGGCAGAAAAUUAUCGAGAUUUUCUCUAAAGUUCCAAAAGAAAAUUACCUUAGUAUUAUUGUUGAAC